AUAUAAGUAAGAAACAAGACUCCAGCUAGUUGCGGAUAGCCGGGACGCCACUCUAUCGAGGCUCCUUUCAUCAAUUCAUAUCAAAACGCUCCUCGUUCCUACAACACUUCAUAUACACCCCCUAGUCUGGUCACAGACACGCAACGACCAUCAUUCGGACCCUCUAGCAACCCACAGCGCCGAUCGACGAUCGGAACCACCACCACCAUCUGGCACGCGAUGUGGCCCGGUGUCGGUCCUUGGCCGCCGGCGUCCGUCGUCGGCUCCGUCACGGCGGCGCUGCUCGCCGCCGCCGUCAUCGCGCGGCACUUCAUCCCUCGCCUGUGGUCGUCAUCAGGAAUAAUUAAGCCACGACGGGGGACGGCGAGUGGCGCGGCCGGAUCAGCAGCGCGGGUCCCCGCCGGCUCGCUCGGGUGGCCACUCCUCGGCGAGACGCCGGCGUUCAUCCUCGCCGCGUACUCCCCGCGCCCGGAGUCCUUCGUGGAGAGGCGCCGGCUCCUGUACGGGAAGGUGUUCACGUCGCACCUGUGGGGCUCGCCGGCGGUGGUGAGCUCGGACCCGGAGGUGAGCCGCGCGGUGCUGCAGGCGGACGCGUCGGCGUUCGUGCCGUGGUACCCGCGGUCGCUCAUGGAGCUCAUGGGGCAGUCCUCCAUCCUGGUGCUCGGCGGCGCGCUCCAGCGCCGCCUGCACGGCCUCGCCGGCGCCUUCCUCAAGUCGCCGCAACUCAAGGCGAGGGUCACCGCCGGCAUGCAGCGCCGCGUCGGCCGCGCCAUGGACGCCUGGCGGCGGCGCAGCAACGGCGGCGGCGGCGCGCCGACCGUAGUGCGCGUCCAGGACGAGGCCAAGUCGAUUGUGUUUGAAAUCCUAGUGAAGGCGCUGAUAGGGCUAGAUGAAGGACACGAAAUGCAGUACCUCAGGCAACAAUUCCAGGAGUUCAUUGCCGGUUUGAUAUCACUUCCCAUCAAGCUUCCGGGGACUCAGCUCUAUAGAUCCCUCAAGGCUAAGAAGAGGAUGACAAAGCUGAUACAAAAGAUCAUCCAAGAGAAGAGGAGAAAAAGGAUCAUCACCGAAGGCGAGGAUCCGCAUGGGGCUACUCAUCCACGAGACAUGAUCGACGUGCUGUUGGGCAAUGGCAGCGACGAGCUCACCGACGAGCUGAUAUCCGACAACAUGAUCGACUUCAUGAUCCCAGCCGAGGACUCGGUGCCCGUGCUCAUCACGCUGGCUGUCAAGUACCUCAGCGAAUGCCCACUGGCUCUACAGCAGCUGGAGGAGGAGAACAUGGAGCUGAAGAGGCGGAAAUCUGAAACCCUAGAAUGGACAGACUACAUGUCGCUCACCUUCACACAGCACGUGAUCACGGAGACGCUGCGGAUGGGCAACAUCAUCAACGGGAUCAUGCGGAAGGCGGUGCGGGACGUGGAGGUGAGGGGUCACCUCAUCCCCAAGGGCUGGCGCGUCCUCGUCUACUUCCGCGCCGUCCACCUCGACGCCGCCGUCCACGGCGACCCGCACGCCUUCAACCCGUGGAGGUGGAAGGAGAGGGCCGACGUGACGACCGGCGGCGGCGGAGGCGGCUUCACCCCCUUCGGCGGCGGGCAGAGGCUCUGCCCGGGGCUGGACCUGGCCAGGCUCGAGGCCUCCAUCUUCCUGCACCACCUCGUCACCGACUUCAGGUGGGUGGCGGAGGAGGACGCCGUCGUCAACUUCCCCACCGUGCGGCUCAGGCGAGGGAUGCCAAUCGCAGUCACGCCCAGAACGUGAUGAACACAGUUUUAUUUCCCCAGCAGGAAUUCAAGCUCCAGUCGUCGUCUGUCCAAAUGUUUGACUGGAAUAGUUUGAAAGCAUAAAAGAAAACUCAUGCUCUGUAAUGUAAAAGUACUGCUCCACCUGCAACCAUUUGUGUACAACUUGAGAUGCACGGUUGUACACUCGAGUUGUGCCCGAAUCGUUGUACGUUACGCAACUGAAAAGGUGAGGAAUACAUAGUGUAAAUGGAGGACGAAUUAGGCAUAGCAAAGAAACCAGGAUCUGUAUGCCAAGUUCUGUCUGCAGAGUACAUGUCCCUCCUGCGGUUCCAUGCA
Setaria italica (foxtail millet) is the source of this 2084-nucleotide messenger RNA. RefSeq names its product cytochrome P450 90D2. The record is from RefSeq and is a predicted model, not a curated record. Gene Ontology annotation, biological process: multicellular organism development; brassinosteroid biosynthetic process; brassinosteroid homeostasis. The transcript has 5 exons. Gene Ontology annotation, molecular function: iron ion binding; oxidoreductase activity, acting on paired donors, with incorporation or reduction of molecular oxygen, NAD(P)H as one donor, and incorporation of one atom of oxygen; heme binding. NCBI's taxonomy places the organism in Eukaryota, Viridiplantae, Streptophyta, Magnoliopsida, Poales, Poaceae. Bases 220 to 1764 code for a protein of 514 amino acids.